AUGGCAUACUCUCCGGGUCCACCCUCUCCUCCUGCCGCUGGCGGCGGCCUGAAUUCUCGCGCCCGAUCGAUGAGUCCUCCUCCGGGUGCCGGCAAUAUUCCUCUCUCCAAACGGGACAAGCGGCGCACUGCUCUGCAGGAGCGCCUGCAGGACCUCACAGCCUCCUUCAGCCAGAAUCGUGACACGCAGUUCCGUCAGCAGCUCCAUGCCCUCCAGUGCGAUAUGACCCUCAUCAACAAUGCCGAUCCCUAUGCGCCGGGGCCACUGCCCGAUUCUGCCGAGGACAUUGCGCGCUUGGUUGAAUCGACGGUCGGUGGAGGGAAAUUCGGCAAGGAGAUGGCCAGCCUGUCGGGCAUGUGGUAUUCUCGAUUUGUCCAGGAGAUCAACCAGAUCAAGGAGGAUCGGGAUGCAGAAAUCGUCGCGCUCGUGCAUCGACACCGGGAAAACCUCGAGCGCUACAAACACGAAUACGCCUGGCGACAACAUUUUGCCGCAGAGGAGUUCAAGCAACUGGCCAGCACUCUCCGCGAGCGUCUCGUCCAGGCCAUCUCCGGAAAGAAGUCCCGCUUGAUGCGGGAAAAGGAGCAGCUCGAUAUCGCCGACACCAACGCCCUACUCCUGCACCCGAACCAAUUCACCAUCACCAACCCAGCUAGCCCUGGCGGCAUUCACGGGAACCGCAAGACUCGACACACUAGACAUCGCGUGGGGCUGGAUGACCUGGGCAACGGCAUCGGAGAUGCAGGCAACAACAAGAGAAAGAGAAAGGCACCGCACGAGGAUGACGUUGGCUCUCCUAGUCGAGAUGGCCUGUCGACGCCUGCAGAGCGUGCCAAGGCAUCGCUGGCACAGCAGCAACACUCACAGACCUACAGCAUCCAUUCGCUGUUCACCGACAAGGAGCUGGCGGCUCACGCGAACUAUGCCCACAUUGCGACUGCGCAUUUCUUCUCUACCUCCAAACGCAACGACACUUCGGGGACUGCAACGAAUGGAAAUACUACUGAUGCCGAAGAAACAGGCGGCGAAGGAGCAGGCGACGAGCGGGGCACUCCGGGCGGUGCUGAAAUGGCGCGGACUGCGAGCCAGAACUUCCACGCGACCCGGUCGACGCGCAAUCACGGCAACAGUGGUCUCAACCUCCUGGCGGAGCUGUCCGACAAGCCGGCGACCCGUCCCAAUCUGCCGUAUCACAUCCUUGCCAACCACAAUGCGCGCUCGAAUGCCAAUGCGCCGGCGCUGACAUCGCUGAUGAAUGAGGAGAUCGAUGAUGACUGCCUCCGGAUGGAGCGCUUACAGUCGAAGCCACCGAGCUGGAUUGACAGGGGUCUUAUCGAGGCUCUGGUGGAACCAAUGCCGACCGAAAUCGACGGGGUGCCGACCAACCCGGAUCGGUUCAGCAUGCUGCAUCCCGACUUCCCGGUGGACAUGGGGAUCAAAUACUAUCCAACGACGGGGACGGGCAAGAAUGGCGGUUACUCUGUACACGCCCUGCAGAUGAUCAAUCCCCAAUCUGCGAUGCAAAUGGCGUGCUCGCCAUCCAAUCACGUCGCUUCCUGA
Rasamsonia emersonii CBS 393.64 is the source of this 1560-nucleotide messenger RNA. RefSeq names its product Deacetylase complex subunit Sds3. Gene Ontology annotation, molecular function: histone deacetylase binding. The coding region runs from base 1 to 1560 and encodes 519 amino acids. NCBI's taxonomy places the organism in Eukaryota, Fungi, Ascomycota, Eurotiomycetes, Eurotiales, Trichocomaceae. The transcript is spliced from 3 exons. Gene Ontology annotation, cellular component: Sin3-type complex. Gene Ontology annotation, biological process: negative regulation of transcription by RNA polymerase II. The record is from RefSeq and is a predicted model, not a curated record.